GUAGUUGCUCCUCAAUUUCACUAUAUAUAUCCCAAUUCCUUCUUCUCUUCCAGAAUCCACAAUCUUCUCUCUUUACCUAAUAUACAAAUUAAAACCUUCAAAUACUCAUAAAUGUAUCAAUUAUCCAUUUCUACGGAGUUACCUCCGACUAGUUUCCCGGCAGAAUUCCCGGUAUAUUGCCGGACUUCAAGUUUCAGUAGCCUCAUGCCUUGUUUGACCGAAUCAUGGGGUGACUUGCCGUUAAAAGUUAACGAUUCUGAAGAUAUGGUAAUUUAUGGGCUUCUACAAGACGCCUUAAGUAUCGGAUGGACGCCGUCAAAUUUAACGUUCACGGAAGUGAAAGCCGAGCCGAGGGAGGAGAUUGAACCAGCUUCUAUUUUUCCGGAGUUUGUGGCUCCACCGGCGGCGACUGCGGCGGCUCCAGCGGUUGUGCAGCCCAAGGGUAGGCAUUACAGGGGAGUCAGAAAAAGGCCGUGGGGAAAAUUUGCUGCGGAAAUAAGAGAUCCGGCUAAAAACGGCGCAAGGGUUUGGCUUGGAACUUACGAGUCGGCUGAGGAAGCCGCACUCGCUUAUGAUAAAGCGGCUUUUAGGAUGCGUGGCACCAAGGCUCUAUUGAAUUUCCCACAUAGAAUCGGCUUGAAUGAGCCGGAACCAGUUAGAGUGACGGUUAAGAGACGAUUAUCUGAACUGGCUAGCUCAUCGGCUUCAGAAAGUGGCUCGCCCAAGAGGAGAAGAAAAGCUGUAGCGGCUAAGCAAGCCGAAUUAGAAGUUGAGAGCCGAAGACCAAAUGUUAUGCAAGUUGGUUGCCAAAUGGAACAAUUUCUAGUUGGCGAGCAGCUAUUGGUCAGUUAAGAUAUGAGCUAAGAACUCAAAGGCAAGGGCUUGUUUGGUUUGAAGUGGACACCAAACAACAAAACAUUCCACUUGCUUACAAGUGGGGCAAAUAGGCCGUUUGGAUUAUGUGUAUCUGGCGUGGAAAGUGCACUUUUUUAGUUUGUAAUUAAUGAAAAAAAAACACAUUUUCAUAGGCUCGUUUUUAAUUUUAUUGAAUGGAUAAUAUUCUCUA
This is a messenger RNA of Solanum dulcamara, 1066 nucleotides long. RefSeq names its product ethylene-responsive transcription factor 1-like. Gene Ontology annotation, molecular function: DNA binding; DNA-binding transcription factor activity. Bases 112 to 852 code for a protein of 246 amino acids. The transcript has a single exon. NCBI's taxonomy places the organism in Eukaryota, Viridiplantae, Streptophyta, Magnoliopsida, Solanales, Solanaceae. The record is from RefSeq and is a predicted model, not a curated record. Gene Ontology annotation, biological process: regulation of DNA-templated transcription; ethylene-activated signaling pathway.